AUGGGCCGACGGGGCUUUUGUGUAAGGGCGGGAGGCGCGCCAUUCAUUGGCCCCGCUUUGCGGCCCAUCGGGCCCUUGUCUUUGUUCGCCGAAACGAAACGUCGAAGGGCUUCGGGGCAGGCGGCUCGUCCCCCCACAAAACAAUCUUCGCCUCCAGGCUGCGAGACGUUUUUGCCGAGGCCCUUCCUACCGUUUUCCGAGAAGAAAAGGGGACUUGUGAAUGGCGAGGCGGAAGCAGGGGACGGAGGACGAGGAGGAAUCGAAUGGCACAUCGUUUUGCGGGCCUACGGUAGAGGAAUGGAUGGGAAAUGGGGGAAGCGCGGCGAAGAAUAG
Bursaphelenchus xylophilus (pine wood nematode) is the source of this 333-nucleotide messenger RNA. The record is from the annotation of a GenBank genome assembly. Lineage: Eukaryota; Metazoa; Nematoda; Chromadorea; Rhabditida; Aphelenchoididae.